This is a messenger RNA of Lathyrus oleraceus (garden pea), 519 nucleotides long. RefSeq lists its product as uncharacterized. Lineage: Eukaryota; Viridiplantae; Streptophyta; Magnoliopsida; Fabales; Fabaceae. The coding region runs from base 1 to 519 and encodes 172 amino acids. The transcript has 2 exons. The record is from RefSeq and is a predicted model, not a curated record.
AUGGAUGUCGAAGCCAACAAGGAGUACCAUCAAAUAGGUCCUGGAAACGACUUUGAUCCAGAUCCACCUGAUAAGGUUCAGGAUGAAGAUCAAGAUCAGAGGCUCGAUGCCAUCUAUGAUGAAGAGCCUUUGGGAUUCGAGAGGGAUCCGCUGAUCAAAGAGGAAGUGGAAAGGCUUCUUCGUUGUAACUUCAUUCGUACAGCCAGGUAUGUCGAACAGUUAACCAAUAUUGUACUUGUCAUUAAGAGGAAUGGUACUUUGAGGAUGUGCAUAGAUUUUGGAGACUUAAAUACUGCAACCCUAAUGGGUGAAUAUUCAAUGCAUGUGGCGGAGAUGCUAGUCGAUUAUGCCGUAGGCCAUGAGUAUCUUAGCAUGCUCGAUGGAUAUUCUGGAUAUAAUCAGAUACUCAUUGCGGAAGAGGAUGUCCCAAAGACGACAUUUCGAUGUCCUGGAGCCUUAGGCACCUAUGAAUGGGUGGUGAUGCCUUUUGGUUUGAAGAAUGUUGGGGCAACAUACUAA